This is a messenger RNA of Drosophila nasuta, 481 nucleotides long. It is a transcript of the gene SmF, whose product is annotated as small ribonucleoprotein particle protein SmF. NCBI's taxonomy places the organism in Eukaryota, Metazoa, Arthropoda, Insecta, Diptera, Drosophilidae. Gene Ontology annotation, cellular component: catalytic step 2 spliceosome; pICln-Sm protein complex; U1 snRNP. Gene Ontology annotation, molecular function: RNA binding. The transcript has a single exon. The record is from RefSeq and is a predicted model, not a curated record. The coding region runs from base 108 to 374 and encodes 88 amino acids. Gene Ontology annotation, biological process: spliceosomal snRNP assembly; mRNA splicing, via spliceosome.
CUUCUUACUUCUGCUUGCCCGACUCGCAAAACGUUUUAGCCGGCAAAAAAACAUAAAACUUGCAUUUCUUUCCAAUCCCUUGCAACAAAUAUAAAAAAACACACAAGAUGUCGGCUGGCAUGCCAAUUAAUCCAAAACCCUUCCUAAAUGGACUCACUGGCAAACCGGUGCUCGUGAAACUAAAGUGGGGACAAGAAUAUAAGGGCUUCCUGGUGUCAGUGGAUGGAUACAUGAACAUGCAGCUGGCGAACACGGAAGAAGUGAUCGAAGGAUCGGUGACUGGAAAUCUGGGUGAAGUACUGAUACGCUGCAACAAUGUGCUUUACAUCAAAGGCAUGGAGGAUGACGACGAAGAGGGCGAGAUGCGCGACUAACAACAACAAAGCAACAAUGGGCGCCAUUCUCAGUACAAGACGUCGACACAAAACUUAGUAACAUUAAGAUUCGAAAGUAAUAAAAUAAAUAUGUAUUUAUUUUAUAG